Messenger RNA from Cicer arietinum (chickpea), 493 nucleotides. Its product is annotated as polyadenylate-binding protein 4-like. Gene Ontology annotation, molecular function: RNA binding. NCBI's taxonomy places the organism in Eukaryota, Viridiplantae, Streptophyta, Magnoliopsida, Fabales, Fabaceae. The record is from RefSeq and is a predicted model, not a curated record.
UUAAAAUACUUGGUAAUGGAUGAAGUGGAUUCCAUGCUUGGUGGCAACCUUGGUCCUGAAAUCCAUGAAAUUAUCAAACAACUACAAAAUCAUGAAUCAAAAUCCAGUUUCAAAAGAUUGCAAACAAUUUUGGCAAUUUCCACUAUAGCUGAGGUUUUGGGUGAAAAUUCCCCGCUUGUAAAACGUCUUGAGCGUGAUCAUGCUGGAAAUAUUUCUGCAUUGUCUUUAGAAAUGGAGCAAAGUGAAGUUUUUCAUUUGACAGAGUCUUUUGAUGCUCUUAGGACAAAAUUGGAGGAGGCCAUGAAUUCCCUUUAGAAAUAACAGUAACAUUUUGUGACUAAAAAAAAACAUCAACAUUUUUGUCUACAAGUUCUCUGGCAUAUUACGAAAGAAGAUAAAUCAAAAUAGGUUUUAUGAUCUUUGUGACAGUAUGGGAUGUAAUUCUUGUAAUUCUUUUAAGUUGUGGGUAUAAAUAUAUAUAUUUUGUUCUAGA